CAGGAGGCGGGGAAUGAGAUAUGUUUCUGCUACUGGAACUUUGAUCACAGUCUUGUAGAAAUUAUCUUUCUAUAUAAACAGUGAGCAGUCUUGUACUUGAGUGUUAAAAUUACAAUUCAGUCACAUUAAACACAUUUCUGAGGUCAGGCCCUAGUAUUUAACUACCGUGUAUGGUGAGAGAUGGAGUCCUGAGUCCUGAAACAACUUACACAUGUAUGUUGAGACACAUCCAAUUUAUACACUGAAAUCAGCUAUAGCUCUGAGAAAACCAGCUCCUACUUGAGUCUUGCUUCUACUUGCUCCAUUCCCACCCUUUCUGGUAGAAUGGCGUGCUCACAUGUGCAUGCUUAUAGUGUAUCUUUUUUGUGCCAGGCCUGUGCCAGAUGGAGAAGAUGGAAAGAGUCCUCAGAAACAGCUGUGGUCCUCAAGGAGCCUCACAUUCCUGUCCAGUGGGGGAGGUAGAUAUGUGAAAGGAAAGUCUUAAAAUGUGUAGCAGAUAUAGUGAUCAGUUUGUGAGGAGUGGAUUUAGGGAGCCCAUGAGAGAUCUAGGAUCCAGGAAGCCUUCCUGGAGGAGGAGUUAACUACAGCCUGGGCUGAAUGGGAUGAGCAGAUUGGGGAAGGAGCUGAGGGAGGGAGGCAUAAUGCAGGUGGAUUCAGCCAGAUUGAGUAAGCACAGGUGGGGAGACAGACUUUAGCUCCGGGACCCUAGGGACUCUGAACACUUCUGCAUGGCAUAGCUCCCAGAUUAUCAUUUAUGACUGUUGUGUGUCUAGAGCAGUGGUUUGGCCUGAGUAUCACUUGGGGAUUUGUUGGAAGAGCAAAUUCUAGGGCUUUCUCUCAGACCUAUGGAGAAUUGCAGAGGUCCAGAGUUUGAGAAGCACUGUUCUAGUACAUGUGCUUUCAGGAGGUCCUAAAUAGUUAUUCUUCAUGGCUACACGAUAAGGUUUUCAGAGAGUGAAAACUCUGAUCCUACCUGGUUGGAUUGGGUAGGAUUUUCCUCAAGUCCACAGCUGUCCACAUGUCCUGCAUUUCUUUGCCAAGUGUAUGUACUUUCUCACAAUUUCUCCCUGCCCCCCACUUCAUUUCAUUGCCCAUUAGUGUUUUAUAUUAUUUCUGUAACACCUCCAUCUUUCCUGAUUUUUUAGUGUUGGCAGUAGUCAAACUGAGUUCAGAUCUUAACUCUGCUAUGUGACCUUGGGAAGGUAUUAAUUACCCUUUCUGUGCCUCAGUUGCCUUAUCUGAAAAAUGUAGGUGGGAACAAUACCCAGCCUUUUGGUAGCAUUUCAAACUUCACUGCACAUUUGAAUUAGCCAGGUUUUUUUUUUUUUAAAAGUUGAUUCCUACUCCCUCCCCAAAUACUAUGAUUGGUUUUGGGUGUGACCUAAGCAUUGAAAUUUUUAGCAGCUUCCCAUGUGCAGGGAGGUUUGGGAAUCACUGUGCUCAGCUGUUGGGAGGAUGAAAUGAGUCCAUUCUUGCUUAGCAGAGUGCCUGGCGCAAUAAUUGCUUCGUAUACAUGUGCUGGAGGAGACUCUGAUGGUUUUAUGGCAACAAGAGGGGAAAGUGAGCCAUUUCAGUUGUUUGAUGAAUACUUGUUAAUUGUCAAAUGCCUGUUGGUUUGGAAAUCUCUGGUGGUCCCGUCUUUUGUUCUGAGAGUUGAGAGGUGAAAUAGCCCAGUGCCAUGGAUCUCCACAUCUAAUUCUCUAAGCCCUCUCUUUGCAAGGGUCAUGCUGUAAACAGAGCGUGUCCUCCCCCACAGCCUUCUCAGCCCUGGGCACCAUUUUCCCAAUUCUCUAUGGAAAAACUUCAAUUUUUGGAAUAUAACCAUUCUAAAAUCAUGAAGUAGCAAUGCUUUACAACAUGGCUGGGGAGUACUUAAUAUUUGGGGACCAUUACUGUCUACGUUUUUCAGAUAAGGCAGUUGAAACACAGAGCGGUAAAUGCCUUCCCAAGGUCACAGAGUUAGCAAGCAGCAGAGUUGGGAUCUGAACCCAGUUUAUUUUGUACCAGUUCUAAUCUGUCAUUUGUACCUAAAUGCCAGUUUUCAAACCUGGAAUAAAUCUUUAGACUUCAUCUCUUUGGCAUGGUUCUAUUUUCUGGGAUCUAAAUGUCACUAUGUCCUAAAUUAUGUAUUUCUAACCAUUACUUGUAAAGAUGUAUAAUCUUUUUGCAUGCCCUGUCUUGUCACAUACAUUAAAUCAACGUUUAUUCAUUGUUUUAUUAAUUUGACAACUAUUGAUAAGUACCUGCUUUGUACCAAAAGAGCCAAGCUAGCAAGUUUAUUUCUUCCCUUCCUCCUUUGGAGGGACAAACAUGUCUCUGUCUCUAUCAGCAUGUGUAAGUAUUUCGGUUUUGAUUUAUAACUGCAGUCUUUUCUAUACCUGUCUUUUUUGGUGACAUAAUUCUUCCACUUUUAAUAAUGGAACAUCUGAAGGACAUUUUUCCUGUUGACUUCAUGGGCCUUCCUUGAAGCCUGCUGAGAUUAAUUAAGCCAAACCCCAUGCAACAAUUAUUCUAAUUUAUCCUGGCAAGUUAUUAAAAUGUAGGUUGCCUGGGACCAGGAGGCUUGAGUAAGUGAGCAAUAGUUAGUACCCUCAGAAGGAAAUGGGUGAUGCAGAUUGAGUUCUGUGGGUUAGUCCUAUCUUUCAGUCUACAACCAGUCCUCUUAGUGUGGCCAAACUAAACAAAGAAAUGAGAAAUAAGUGAAUUCAUAUCUCAGGUUUCUGAUUUGUGCUCUUUCUGUGAAAAAGAGUACAUGUUUGGUUUUGUUUUCUGUGUCAGGCAUGCAAGUAAUUGGUGUUUACUGUGAGAUUGGCCCUGGGACAUUUAAGUGUGUGCUGCAAAUGGAAAUAAUUGAUUCACUAUAUUUGUUCUGCUGCCCGAUUACUAAGUGAAAACCUACCACUGGGGAAACUUUCGUAGAGCCAGCACACAAGUGGCUCAGUAUUAUGGUAAAGACUAGCCUCCAUUGUGUGGUCUUACCAUUAUCACUGCAGUUACUCUCGGACUGAAUAGGCUUUAGAAAUACAGGCCUUCAAAGGACUUGCCCUUGCUUAAAUGUUCCAUGGAUCCUUCUGAAAUAACAUCCCCCAAGUCCUCGUUGAAAACAGUAAAGAAGGCGAGGCUAUAUUAAUAUCUACAAGCUUUAGUUCUAUUCGGAAGGAUUAUAUAUUCAAAAUGAGAACAGUUCGAAGUACAUUUAGGUUUUAAACAUUUGAGGUUAACAAUCUGAAAUGCGCUAGGAAAAAUAAGCAAAAUAUUUUCUAAAAUGGUAUGUUUUAAAAUCUGCUAGACCUGUUUUCUCUACCUUUGAGUUUUCUGAAACAAAUCUAAACUUCCCCAGUGAUUGCUUGGCUCGUCUUAACUGAGGAGCCUACUUGUUUUACCAAAUCCGGUUUCAGAUCUACCAUUAAAGACUGCUCUCUGUGACCUUAGGCCACUUCUCCAAAACUAUUGCGUCCUGUACUUCCUGGAAAAGGAUUGCGUACUUUAUGUGCCAGCUUCGGUUCCUGGCCAUGAUCUGUGGUGUGCUUGUGCACAUGUACUUGUGUGUGUGUGUGUGUGUGUGUGUGUGUGUGUGUGUAGGGGAGGGUGUAUAUGCUGGAGCCAAAACCACAUACUGUGUUCUGACAGUGUGACAUAGAGUGAGCUCCUCAUUACAUAAAGUUCCCUUCUAAGUUGAGUCUUAGACUCCUGGCCUCACUAAGUAAAUGAAUGAAUUCUGGAUUGUGGAAUUGUGAAUAAGGAAAGUGGCAGCUUCUCUUGAACUCUUAGUUUUUUAAUGACAAGACAUGCAAAGGUGUGGGUAAGACGAGUGAUUUAUAAAUGUGCAGCUUGUGGAAUCAGGCUUUCUGGGUCGUAUUUGUAUCUCCAAGUGCGGUCCUUACCACCCGGCGUUGGUAUAAACAGCUCUUGCUCAGUGUUGAGUCGCCUGGAGGCAGGUGCUUGUCUCCAGGCUUAGCCUUGGAAAUGCCACACGCACCUGGCUGAGCAUCCUGUGCUUCUGCAAGUCGGGAUGGCUUCUGGAUAAUGACAAUGCUCUGCUCCUUGAGACGUAGGGACCAUUCAUUCAUAAAUGCAGACCCAGUUUGGGCCAGGGUGAGGCACUGUACUGAGGGCACAUGGACAGGGUCAAGUCUAAGUUGUAACUCUGGCAGAGCUUAGCCCUCCUGCCCCCUGCGAGUCUCACCUUUUCUCAUUAGAUCUCACUCUUGGAUGGGAGGAGAGUGAUGAAGAUUCACUUCCUCUCGGCUUUGCUCUCUGGGCUAGAAUCCUCUUCCAGGGCAGUGACACUCAGAAGGGAGAGGGCAGUGGCCACCAGUGAAGAGCCUGAUGUGCACAGCAGGUGUGAAAGCCAGGCUGGCAGCAGCCUGGGAGAUGAAGGUCUGCAUCCGGGGCCUGUGGACACGGAUGUGCAGGUGGGUUUGAACCCUACUGCCUUGUGGCCACGGACUCACAGUCCCGAGAACAUGACAACAGCCCAGAAUGGCCACGGGCAACUUGCUGCAAUCCCGUGUUCUGUCUCUGAUCCCAAAGACCCCAAAAUGGUGACUUACCCGGCGUGUCAGAAUGGAGGAUGCAGCAGCAGCUACUGCGGGGAGGCAGAAGCCCAGGAGGCCAGACUCAGCCCUGCUAAGCUCAUGCGCCUCUUCUCCGUGAGCAGGAAGAGGACUGGCACCAACCCGGAGAGGCCCCGCUCCAUGGUCUUGAUGGGAAAUUCCUCUACCUGGAAUGCCCUUGCCUCCUUUCGGAAAAUGGGAUCUUUCAAAAAAUUGAAGUCCUCCGUCCUUCAAGGAAUUCAGAACCGAGAGGGGUCAGAUGUGCCAAGGGAAGACCCUCCAGAACGUGACCCGGGGAAACCCAUCUCAAACGGUGCUGCAAUCGGAAUGCAAACCAGCAGGUGCCCCAACUCGGGACCAGCAAGUGAUGCCCCGAAGGCAGGGCCAGGGGGCGUGUCGGACUGCUCGGACCCCGAGGAGGCCGAUGAUGCCUUCCAGAGGAGCACCCAUCGGUCCCGAAGCAUCCGCCGUGCCUAUGGCCUGGGCCGCAUCAGUCUCCUGGAUGGUGACAAGCAUCCAGGGUCCCAGAGCCAUGUCCGGCCGCUGGCCCCCUGCCCCCAGGAGCCCACCGUGUGUGAGAUCCUCGUGAAAGACUCCGAGAACAACAGCAUCAUCUACAGGAAAAGCAAGAGCACGGAUAACUUGAACUUUCUGAAGAAGAGCUCCUUCAAGCGGAAGUCCACCUCAAAUCUCAUGGACCUCAAGGGGGCGCAGGAAAAGCCCGCGCCCCGACGGACGCUAAGCAGUUCAUCGGCCGACUCGGAGAAGUUCGGUGGCUCCGAGAGGAGGACGAAGCGCUGGAAGAGCCCACUGCGGGCCAAGGACUUUGACCGCGUCCUGAGGUUUGUGAGCAGCGCCACGGACGCGGCCUGGAGGAAAGAGAGCCCCAGGAGCGGGGCGCCCUCGCCGGGCGAGGCGAGCCAGAGGCUGCAGGUGCACAGCCGGCUGCACGACGCUUACUCCCGCCGCGUGUCCACCAGCGCGGAGCGCGAGUGGAGGAGGUGCGCGGGCACGCACGCCGGCUCCGGCUCCGGCUCGCCCGGGGCCCCGAGCCCCCGGGUGGACGUGGACACCGCCGUCUUUCCUCUGGAAGCCCCACGCUCCUGGGCGGCAGAGAGUGCCCGUCCUUGCGCCGCCAGCGCCUCGUCGAGUCCGGUUGCCCAGGACUCCGAGGAACGCCGAGCUGGCGGCCAGUUUACGUUCGAAGCCGAGCAGCCGCUUAUCCCUCCAAGGCCUACCACGCCCAAGCCCCCUAGCCCCCACAGCCCCGGCGCGGGAAGUGCUGCGUGUCCCAACAGCCUCAGCGCGCUGUCCCUCAGCUCAGUGGACAGUGAAGAAAGGGCAGAGGGGCCUGUGACCUCCCGGGAUUCUGUGCAAGCCGCAUGUGACAAAGGCCGUGAGGACAGCGCCGGCAGCCACCCUCAGCUGAGCCCCCACCUGGCGUCGGGUGCAGAAGAAAGGAGGGAGGAGGUUGUGACAGAGGAAUCCUGGAGGCGGGACUCAUCCCGGGAUGAAGAAAGGACCGAGUCUCAGAGGAUCACCAGGAGGAAAUGGGGUUCUGGGAGAAGAGCAAGGCCUCGACCUCUCUCCGACUAUGGCCAGCUGGCCAACCGGAGUCUGUCCAUUCCUGAAGACUCAGUUGCUGUAGCCCCCCAGAAAGAAGACACUGUGGAGGGAGACCACCUGCCCAACAUGGCCUCCACGGACACUGCAGACCAGAGCGACACUGCAGACCAGAGCGCUGCUGUGGGCUGCCCCAAAGGAAGCUGGAGAAGACGCCCCAUCUCUGUGAUAGGCGGUGUCAGCUUCUAUGGGAACAGCCCGACAGAGGAAAUCGAGAGUCUUCUAACCCAACCAGCAGCCAGGCCUCCCGUGCCAGCCCACCGGGUGCUGCCCUACAAGGCGGUUUCGGCCCGUUUCCGGCCCUUCACCUUCUCCCAGAGCACCCCCAUUGGGCUGGACCGCGUGGGACGCCGGCGGCAGAUGCGAGCUUCCAAUGUCUCUUCAGAUGGAGGUACUGAGUCCGCAGCCUUAGUGGAUGACAACGGCAGUGAGGAGGACUAUAGCUAUGAAGACCUGUGUCAGGCCAACCCCAGAUACCUACAGCCAGGCGGGGAGCAGCUGGCCAUCAACGAGCUGAUCAGCGAUGGCAGUGUGGUCUGUGCAGAAGCCUUAUGGGACCAUGUGACCAUGGAUGACCAGGAACUGGGCUUCAAGGCAGGAGAUGUCAUCCAGGUCCUGGAAGCCUCUAACAAGGACUGGUGGUGGGGCCGGAAUGAGGACAAGGAGGCCUGGUUCCCCGCAAGCUUUGUCAGAUUGCGUGUCAAUCAGGAGGAGCUGUCGGAGAAUUCCAGCAGCACCCAGGGCGAGGAGCAUGAGGAAGAUGCCGGUAAGAACCGCCACAAACACUCGGAGAGCAAGCACCAGAUGAGGACCAAUGUCAUCCAGGAGAUCAUGAACACUGAACGCGUGUACAUCAAGCACCUCAAGGACAUCUGUGAGGGCUAUAUUCGACAGUGUCGCAAGCACACCGGAAUGUUCACUGUUGCACAACUAGCCACCAUUUUUGGAAACAUUGAAGAUAUUUACAAAUUCCAAAGAAAGUUCCUGAAAGACCUUGAGAAGCAGUACAAUAAAGAGGAACCUCAUUUAAGUGAAAUAGGAUCCUGCUUUCUUCAACAUCAAGAGGGCUUCGCCAUCUAUUCCGAGUACUGUAACAACCACCCAGGCGCCUGCGCGGAGCUGUCCAACCUGAUGAAGCAGGGCAGAUACCGACACUUCUUCGAAGCUUGCCGCCUGCUCCAGCAGAUGAUCGACAUCGCCAUCGACGGCUUCCUCCUCACGCCAGUGCAGAAGAUCUGCAAGUACCCUCUGCAGCUGGCCGAGCUGCUCAAGUACACCACGCCCGAGCACAGUGAUUACAACAACAUAAAGGCAGCCUAUGAAGCCAUGAAGAACGUGGCGUGUCUGAUCAAUGAGCGCAAGCGCAGGCUGGAAAGCAUAGACAAGAUAGCGCGGUGGCAGGUGUCCAUCGUAGGCUGGGAGGGGCUGGAUAUCCUAGACCGCAGCUCGGAGCUGAUCCAUUCCGGGGAGCUGACCAAGGUCACCAGGCAUGGCAAGAGCCAGCAGCGGACGUUCUUCCUGUUCGACCACCAGCUGGUGUCCUGCAAGAAGGACCUGCUGCGCAGGGACGUGCUCUACUAUAGGGGCCGCACAGACAUGGACGACGUGGAGCUAGUGGACCUGGAGGACGGCCGGGACAAGGACUGGAACCUCAGCGUGAAGAACGCCUUCAAGCUCGUCAGCAAAACCACGGACGAGGUUCAUCUGUUCUGUGCCAGAAAGCAAGAGGACAAAGUGCGGUGGCUACAGGCCUGCGAGGACGAGAGGCGGCGCGUGCGGGAGGACCGCGAGAUGGGAAUGGAAAUUUCAGAAAAUCAAAAGAAACUCGCCAUGUUAAAUGCUCAAAAGGCGGGACAUGGAAAGUCAAAAGGCUACAGCGGAUGCCCUGUGGCCCCGCCGCACCAGAACCUGCACCCCCUUCACCAGCGCCACGUCACCGUGCCCACCAGCGUCCCCCAGCAGCAGGUGUUUGCCCUGGCAGAGCCCAAGAGGAAGCCGUCGCUCUUCUGGCACACGUUCAACAAACUCACGCCUUUCAAGAAAUGAAAACCGGAGGCCACACGUUGGCUGAGGUGUCUGUAAAGAGGAGAACCAUUUCUGUUUCUCUGUGCUCAACCCAGUGCUGAGAAUUUCUUUCGGGGACCGGUGAAGAAUAGAAGUCUUGGACGUGACCGAGGUGCCUCUGAAGACCCAGCUCCUCCUAGGAAGGGAGACGGAGUCAUGACGCAUGGCCUUGAUGUCCAUGAGAUCACUCUGGGCCCUGUGCCAAGAUGGCUGGGCCGCAGGAACCAGUGACCUGCUCUGCGGUGAUGCUGAGUGGUGACCCCAGUGGGCAUCACUGAUGAUGGGCGCACGCCCUGUUGCUGUUCCUGAGGAGGGACUCGAUGACAAUGCCACUUUGGCAUGUGGAUUCAAAGGGGACAGUCCUGAUGGGGUUGGUACAGUAGCAUCUCACAGCAUGGACAAGCUGUUCCUGUCUUCACAGUAUUAGGCGACUUAGCGCCUCAGUGCAGAUGGCCAUGGUGUCCCCUGGUGUCCUCUGAAUUGUUACCAAGUGGUAGUGCCAGCUUCCCCUGGCAAGAUGCGUCCCCUACAGGCUAGAGGGAGAAGCGUGAUGAAUCCCUUCUGGGGAACACGGUCCGGGGGACUUCAGCAUCCUGAAGAUGCAGCUGCUUUCCAGGGAGAAAGUGUGAAAUCCUGCCACAGGGUAAACUGUCCUUAAGGCAGGUCCCUUCCUGCUGGUGUGUACAGCAUGUAACUCCACGGGCAGAAGUCACACUUAUGUGCACGUCGUGACCUAAGGAAUUAAUCAGACCUAUCCAUUUGCAAUAUAGAUACCCAUUUAUUUUAAUUAUCUGAUACAAACGAAACAUGCACAUGCAUCCGUGGAAGGACAUCUCAGAGCUCAGUGUGCUUUCCCACCAGUAGUUUCUGGAGUUCCCACCAGAAUAAGUAAUUAAGUUACAGUGACCUGAACAUUCCACCAAGAAAACACGUGGUUCAGAGUAGCCCACCUUCCUCAGGAUUCGAAGCUGACUUCGUUGCAUAAGCCCCAAUGGUCGUGCUAACCCCACUCUUAUUAAUCUGUCAGGAGGGUUCUGAAGAUUCAUUCUUUAUUAAGAGACCUUAACAACAAUACAUCUAGACUCAGACAUAGCAGUCUGUUCUAACGAAGGCCACAUGGGCUGAUAUCUGGCGAUAGUAAUCUCCUCGUUGUCUAUAUUGUAAGUGUUGAUGAAAAUAACUUUUAAAUAUGUCUGGAGACAAGUUCUGCAAGGGAGAGGCCUUUUAAAUGUACUUAGUGCACUGGAUGGGGAUACUGUCAUCCACACUUUGGUUUUCUAUGUGAGAAUCCCCUUUUUGUACACUACUCAGAGUCCUGUUUUCCAGUAGGCCUGUGCUGGAGAAUAAACAAACCUGUAACGUCCUAGACAAGGGUAGAAACUGUACCUCCAGGCGUCUGGUCCCUCCUUCUUCACCCCCACCAUCUCCCCUACCCAGGGCCGGUCCCGAAGGAGGUGACAUCCCACAUCAAGAAGACCUAAUUCUGGACAUCUGGGUGGGCCUUUGAGCAUUACCUGGAAAUGUUGUCAGGUCUGCCCCCAUGAUGUGCUCACUUGGACGUAGGACGGCUACAAGGUGGUGCUGCCCUGGGCUCCCUGAUACCCAGUGUCCCAGGAUAGAGGCUGCUUCUCUGAGGAAGCUUCCAGGAGGUGCUGUGGCUCCGAGUGUAAGAGCGCGCACAUGCGUGCGUGUGUGUGUGUGUGUGUGUAUACAUACACUUGUUUCUUUUGUGGAUAGACCUCUCGAUUUUAGUUGCAUUUAUAUAACUGACCUAAAAUUUUUACCAAGAGCAUAUAAUGACCUAUUUUGAAAAUUACACUUAAAAUGCUUUUUGUGGACCCGUCAGCAAUAACUAGGAGUCUCUGUGCUAAACAGAGUUGUUUGUAUAUGCAACAAUUUUGAAUAUUUUUUUAAUACAAGAAAAUUAGGGAAGAAAAGAGAACCAUUUGCUUAUGUCCCAUUUUCAGUGAGGAGUCAAUUCAAGUAAAGAACCACUUCAUGGGCUUCCAUUUACUAAUGUUUCCUAAGGUGCAAUGAAGUGAUUUAAGUUCUGUGACCAGUCCCACUGUAUUUCCUAUCAGAGCCCUGACUUCUGGUUGCCACCUGUCCCUCCAGGGACUCUCCAGAAAUAGCAGGAAGCUCGGGCACCGGCGCCUGGACAGUGCCCAGCGCCGCCCCCGUGAGCUCCAUGCAGGGUGGGGGGGGUGGGGUCAUUUGAUCGCAACCCACCCUGAGUAGGUUCUGCUUGGCCUUCUCUGGUGAUUUUGAAAAAUGAGAACAUUUUUUAAGAAGGUAGAAUGCCUUUUACUUCUUUUAAAUCUGUUUAUCUAGUUUGAGUUUUAUUACCAGAUGCAUGAGUUUAAUAAAGAAUAGAUGGCUCAGUAUUCUGAUUUUAGGUUUGCCCACUUUCCUUCUUGAUGUAAGUCCUGUGCUCCACUUGCAAAGAACACGAGAGAAAUAAACCAAGAGCCCCCAAAUGGAUUUUGUAUGGAUUUCUUGGGAAUCUUGUUUUCUCCCUUUUUCCUCAUUUUAACCUCGUAUUACAUAAUGCAGAUGCCCCCACAAUACACACACACGCACUCUGUCUGUCACACACACACACACA
Molecule: messenger RNA, 10848 nt
Organism: Mustela erminea (ermine)
Lineage: Eukaryota; Metazoa; Chordata; Mammalia; Carnivora; Mustelidae
Gene: SPATA13
Product: spermatogenesis associated 13
Exons: 13
Coding region: 4227-8225 (1332 amino acids)
Biological process (GO): lamellipodium assembly; filopodium assembly
Cellular component (GO): cytoplasm
Molecular function (GO): protein binding; guanyl-nucleotide exchange factor activity
Source: RefSeq, a predicted model, not a curated record